ACUUCCCUAAAACCAAACAGAUGGGCACUCUGAGGGAUUGUUAUUAUUUGCAAUAUUCAAGAUGGGAAAUCUCUUCUUUAAUCUGGAGGUAUUGAUUGACAAGAAAAAAUUAGUCUAGGCCAUAGCUUGUGGUGGGCGCUUCCAUGAAUAAAGGAUAUUGAAGUUGGUAGUUCUUUCUCUUCUUGCCAUACACUGGCUAGAAAGAUCAUUUUAUUUUUCUGGCAUUAGCAUCUCCUUCUCUUUAAUUCUGGCAUAUGGUAAAGACGAGCUGAGACACACAGCUACUGCUGUAUUCUUCAAAUUUCUUCCAAUACAGUUUUUGUUUUACUAGUUGGACCACAUUCUGUGAGCCAUUCUUAUAUAUCCACUCCAUGCACACAUAGACAGAUCCAUUGUUAUUAGUUCUGUUCAUCUGGAAAACCUUUACUAACACAGAUAUGAUGUUUCACCUUCCCACUGAGGAAGAUGUGCUUCUAACAUUAGUGCUCCGUAGCUGUCGGCAUCUAUUCCCUGCUAUUCUCCCAGGGUUGUUUGCAGUCUCACAUGUAGCAGUUGAAUAUUAGCUGCAAUUUUCCCGACGUCAGCGUACAAUCAGAGAAACAAACAUCACACUUUGUGUCCUAAAGUCUCUCUUUAAUUGUUACUAUCCUUGGAACCUAUACUUCAGUCUGCUCCAAGCUGAAUACUGUACCUUGCAAGUUAUCCCUCUUGAUUGAGGAGCAGCAACAGCAGCAAGAGCAGGAGGAAGAAACUCCUGCUGAGUGCUGGAAGGCAGAAAGAUAGGUUAUUGGAAGACACGCAAAAGAGAUAUUGAAAUAAAAAUCUUGCAGCUCUGAGAAGGGUAAGCUCCUGGACUAGAAUCCUGGGCCAGGAAACGCUAUGCUGUGUGACUUCAGCAAACUCUAAUCCUACGGGAGGGGUUCAUGUCACUCAAGAUUCACUGGCCAAUCAGGGCGUCCAGGCAGGCCCUCCACUAGUAGAAGAGGAGUGUACUUCCUGGUGCCCUGUUUCCAGCAGUCGAUUUACCGGAGUUGCUUAGCGGGCUUGAAUGAUUGGCCUGAUGUGUUUUGAUGUCGGCUUCCUGGUGUCUUAUGGACGUCCUGGCAAUCUACUAAGUCGGGACAUGAAGACAGUGACUUUUGAGGAUGUGCAUGUGAACUUCACUCAGGAAGAGUGGGCUUUGCUGGAUCCCUUCCAGAAGAAGCUCUACAAAGAUGUCAUGCUGGAGACCUACAGGAACCUCAAUGCUAUAGGCUUUAAUUGGGAAGACCAAAAUAUUGAGGAACAUUGUCAAAGAUCUAGAAGACAGAGAAGGUACUUCUUAAAUGCAAACUCAUACAAAUAUGCCUCUGAAGAAAUUUUAAUGUGUGUUGAAAGUUUGAAAGUAAAGCAACAGUGUAAAUAAGAACUGCUUUAAGUAUAUUGGUGAUCGAUACAUUCUAACAAAACCAUGGUAUUCCAUGUGCUUUUAUCUGAUUUGUUUUUGCAAUGCAAUUUUUUAAGAAAGUGGACUUGGAAACAAUGCCUUAGUGUAUAUCACCAUUUGAAAGACAGCCCUAUUACAACUACACUGUACAACUGGCAAUACAUUUCUGCUAAUUUUGUAAAAGCUCCACAUGUUGAAUAGUUGACAAAUACAUGUCGAAAAGCUUCUAAUAAGCUUAUUCAGAUAUUAAUAGUGACAUUAUUAGAUUUAGUGAAAUGGGCAGAUUAUUUGUUGUAAGAAGGAUGUUGUGCAGUAACCUCAAUCCCUAUAUCACAUGUCUAUGAAGAACAAAAUGUUAAAUUAUGUGAAUGGAGUGUGUUCGUCAUCCUUUCAUAGAUAUGCCAUAUAUCAUAAUGAACACAAACCAUGUAUAUAAAAGGGAUAUUGAAGGAAACAAUGUGCCUCUCUCUCUAUCUAUCUAUCUACCUAUCAAAUUAUGUAUCUAUUUAUCUAUAUCUAUCAUAUCUAUCCAUGCAUCCAUUCUUCAAUCUAUUUAUCUUUCUACCUAUCUUUCUAUCUAUGUAUCUCAAUCUUUUUCUGACACUCUCUCUCCCAUAGCAAUGAGAAGAUAUAUAGUGGGUGGCUAUUAUACUAGACUGUUUCAAUAUGAUAAAUGUUUACAAUCAAUUAUUUUUCCAACUUCAUUGGCAAUACAUAUGGAACCUCAAUUUGUAAUAAAUUCUCCUGAGUACUAGGAA
Molecule: messenger RNA, 2184 nt
Organism: Rattus rattus (black rat)
Lineage: Eukaryota; Metazoa; Chordata; Mammalia; Rodentia; Muridae
Product: zinc finger protein 431-like
Exons: 3
Coding region: 1049-1405 (118 amino acids)
Biological process (GO): regulation of DNA-templated transcription
Source: RefSeq, a predicted model, not a curated record